AUGCGCAGUAGUGUGAGUUAAAGAAGAUGUCAUUCGCCCGGAGACUGCUCGUAAGCGCUCCAAAAGCAGCGUCAUUUCACCUUCUCAACGUGCUGUCCUUGAGAUCAAGUGCAGCUUCUCUCACCUCUACCUCCUUUAACGCUGAACACCAGAACACAUCCAGUCCAGAUGCAGAAGUUCACCUCAGCCAGUCCUGUGUCAAGAGGCUCGGUGAGAUCAUGGAGAAAGGACAAUAUCUGAGAAUAGCAGUUGAGGGAGGAGGAUGUUCUGGAUUCCAGUAUAAAUUCUCUGUGGACAGUGUGAAAAAUGAAGAUGACAGAGUGUUUGAAAAGAACGGCGUGGGAAUAGUGGUGGACCAGGACAGUCUGGAGUUUGUGAAAGGAUCUACUGUUGACUUCAGUCAGGAGCUCAUCCGCUCUUCAUUUCAGGUGUUGAAGAAUCCUCAGGCUGAACACGGCUGCUCCUGCGGCUCCUCUUUCUCUGUAAAACUUUGACUCUUUUCCAGUCUGCAUAUCAGUUCAGAACACACAGCUUACAUGUCUGCUUAUUUACGGGAAGAGUUCACCCAAAGAUGAACGUUUACUCAUUAUUUACUCCCUCAUAUGGUUCAAAACCUUUUUGAGUUUCUUUAUUCUGUUCAACACAAAGUUAUUCUGAAGAAAGCUCUGACCAUUGAUAGGAAAAACAAAUACUAUGGAAGUCAAUGGUUGCAGAUUUCUCCAGAAUAUCUUCCUUUGUGUUUAACAUAAUAAUAAAGCUCUUGAAGGAUAAAUAAAUGAUGACAGAAUUUUCAGUUUUGAGUGAACUGUGCCUUUAAGAUCAGUCAGAAGUAUAAUAAUAUGAUAACCGGUAAAUGUUUCAACUAAUUACUACGGUAAAUGACAUUCAGUGUUGUUUUUAGUGUGCUGUACUGUAUGUAAGAAAGAUUGUAAAUAUAUUUCAAAAUAAAGUUAUAAGAUGAUAUGA
Molecule: messenger RNA, 966 nt
Organism: Danio aesculapii
Lineage: Eukaryota; Metazoa; Chordata; Actinopteri; Cypriniformes; Danionidae
Gene: isca2
Product: iron-sulfur cluster assembly 2
Exons: 4
Coding region: 27-494 (155 amino acids)
Biological process (GO): iron-sulfur cluster assembly
Cellular component (GO): mitochondrion
Molecular function (GO): 4 iron, 4 sulfur cluster binding; 2 iron, 2 sulfur cluster binding; iron ion binding
Source: RefSeq, a predicted model, not a curated record